Mangifera indica (mango) is the source of this 1650-nucleotide messenger RNA. Its product is annotated as GDSL esterase/lipase 5-like. The record is from RefSeq and is a predicted model, not a curated record. The transcript is spliced from 6 exons. Lineage: Eukaryota; Viridiplantae; Streptophyta; Magnoliopsida; Sapindales; Anacardiaceae. Gene Ontology annotation, molecular function: hydrolase activity, acting on ester bonds. The coding region runs from base 298 to 1542 and encodes 414 amino acids.
AAAGUUUAAGGUCAAGCCUUCUCAUCUUUACCAGUGAGAAGAUGGUGAAUUUUGUUUGGGUAACACCUAACUGUAUGUGACAACUAACGUCUCUGAAAACACCCCUCGUUAGCUUAUCUUCACUCAACACUUCCUACCAACCAAACCAUAACACUAACAUCAUCCUCACACACACACACACACACACACAUAUUUAAUUUCUCAGUUUUUUAGUGCUUAAAUUUCAACCCAAAAAAAUUAAAAAAGAAUGAAAGAGAACUCACUCUGUCUCUGCAAACAUUUUUGCAGCGUGCAACCAUGUUACUGCCUUCUGUUCUUGUUUCAUCUUCUUCUUCCAAAAAAGGCCUAAUAUUUUGUUAUGGAUCUCUUCAAUUAUAUGACAAGACAGGCUUCAUUUUAUUCAAUAAAAACAUUACUGCUUCUGCAGGUUUAUACACUAGACUUCCGGGUAGCAAUCUUAUGAGAAAGUUGAAUUUAUUUCUAUUUCAACCACGUGGGUACUUAAUUUUUACCGGAUAUUAUUCAAUUUUCCAACGAUUAUGUCAACAGCUCACGUUCGAGAAUGGCAACAACAAUUACAUCAACACCACAACUCUUGACCGAGCAAAUUUUUGGCCUUAUGGAGAAACCUUCUUCGAGUUCCCUACAGGAAGAUUUUCUGAUGGGCGUUUGAUUUCUGAUUUCAUUGAACAAUAUGCUGGCUUGCCAUUAAUCCCACCUUUUCUUCAACCCGGCAUUCAUCAAUACUAUCAUGGGGUGAAUUUUGCAUCAGCUGGAGCAGGUGCUUUGGUUGAGACUUUUAAAGGAUAUGUGAUUAAUCUGAAAACACAGCUUAGCUACUACAAGAAGGUGGAGAGUUGGUUGAGAGAGAAAUUAAGCAAUGAUGAAGGCAAGCUGAUAUUAUCAAGAGCUGUGUAUUUGUUUAGCAUUGGAAGCAAUGAUUACACUAGCCCUUUCUUGACUAAUUCCACUGUACUAAACUCCUUCUCAAAGUCUCAAUAUAUUGGGAUGGUGAUUGGCAACCUAACAAGGGUUCUCAAAGAAAUUUAUAAGAGUGGGGGCAGAAAGUUUGCAUUCAUCAAUUUGCCACCCUUGGGUUGUUUUCCAACAAUCAGAAUACUCAAACCAGAAACCAAUGGCAGCUGCUUAGAGGAAGUGUCAUCACUUGCAAAAUUGCAUAACAAAGCUUUGUCGAAGCUCCUGUAUAAUUUAGAGAAACAAUCAAAGGAGUUCAAGUAUUCGCUGUUUGACUUUAACAGCAGUCUCAGAAAAAGAAUGAAACAUCCCCACAAAUAUGGGUUCAAGGAAGGAAAGGCAGCAUGCUGUGGAACAGGGGAGUUUACAGGAGUUUUCAGCUGUGGAGGGAAGAGGAUAGUGAAAGAAUUUGAGCUAUGUGAGAACCCAAAUCAAUAUGUGUUUUGGGACUCACUUCAUCUCACUGAAAUGGCAUACAAACAAUUAGCAGAGGCAAUGUGGAGUGGCACAAGCAACCCUCAGCUUGUUGGGCCUUACAAUCUCAAGGAACUUUUCAGAAUUUCUUAAUACAUAGACUCAUUGGUUUACAUAUACAAAAUAAAGUAGAAUGCUUCUGUUUUGCAGAAAUUGAAUUCAAAUUAAAUGAAAGGCUAGGAAGCUGCUAAUUUCUUGUAA